AUGAAACUCACACUCUUUUUCGUGGUGGUGUUAUUAGCAGCAGCUGCGAGGGUGGAAGGCCAGGCUCUGGACGUGGAUUGGCGAAUCGUGGCGGCCGAGCUGGACUCUCCUCGCAAGGUGGAGUAUUACGCGUCGUGCGCCUCCGGCCAGGGAAGCUGCGACACAAGAGGCCUUCAGCUGCGCACAUACAUUCCCAUUGUCGCAAGAGGCGAAAGGUGCUUCAGGUGUUCACCGCGAGAGAACAGGAACCUUCUCCAGAUGGUCUCCACUCUGCAACGUCGCUAUCCUCGCUGUUGGCAGAUCCUUGUGCUGGCGGCGCAGGAUAAGCCCACUCCUUCCGCUCGCGGCUGCGCUAGCUAA
This is a messenger RNA of Penaeus indicus, 360 nucleotides long. RefSeq lists its product as uncharacterized. The record is from RefSeq and is a predicted model, not a curated record. The transcript has a single exon. Lineage: Eukaryota; Metazoa; Arthropoda; Malacostraca; Decapoda; Penaeidae. Bases 1 to 360 code for a protein of 119 amino acids.